This is a messenger RNA of Populus euphratica (Euphrates poplar), 931 nucleotides long. RefSeq names its product protein DEHYDRATION-INDUCED 19 homolog 4-like. The coding region runs from base 1 to 720 and encodes 239 amino acids. The transcript has 5 exons. The record is from RefSeq and is a predicted model, not a curated record. Lineage: Eukaryota; Viridiplantae; Streptophyta; Magnoliopsida; Malpighiales; Salicaceae.
AUGCCUUACAAUCAAAGUUAUCUCUCAAGAAGGGUAAGGAGAUUUCAACAAGUGGAUAUACCACUCAAGGAAGGAGUCAACAAAGAAAAAGAGGAUUUCAGGAAUUUCAAGGAAGAGGAUCUUGGAAUACAAGAUUCAGAGGAAGAGGAGGUAGAAGCACCAGUAGAGGAGGCUGGGGACAACAUGCAUUUACUCCUAGAGAAAGAGGAGGCGGAUAAAGGAUUCACAAUCUUUAUCUCUCCCCCCCCCCCCUUUCUAAAUGCGCAAAAGCAAGAACCAUCACAACCAAGAACAAAAAAACUAGGAUCUGAUCUGUAUGAUGAGACUGAAAUAGAAGAGGAUUUGAAAGCAGAGUAUUUGUGUCCGUUUUGCGGUGAGGAUUUUGAUGUUGUUGGUCUCUUUUGCCACAUCGAUGAAAAGCAUCUUACUGAAGCUAAGAAUGGGAUAUAUCCAGUUUGUGCUAAAAGGGUGGGGAUGAACAUUGUUACUCACAUUACUUGGCAGCAUGGGAACUUUUUUAAUGUGCAGCGUAAGAGGAGACUGCGGAGGGGGGGAGCUAACUCUGCAUUUUCUAUACUAAGAAAAGAGUUGCGAGAAGGAAGUUUACAAUCCCUUCUUGGUGGAUCUUUGUGCUUUGUUUUGUCCUCCAAUAUAGAACUUGAUCCAUUGCUUUCACCUUUCAUAUUUGUUGUCAUAGAUUUGCAGAAUUGGAAAACUUAAAACUAAGGUUCAACUUCUUGUGGUAUGAUAUUUGUGUUUUCCUUUUCUAUCAAUCUUUACACUAGUUCAAUUUUUUUUAUAUUUUUAUAGUGAAAAGAGUUGUACUGUAACCUAGUUUCCAUGGAAAUUUCACAUGUCCAUUUAGGCAAGUCAAUUGUUACCUAGAUUUGUAACCAAAAAGUUUUUAUUAAAUUGAGAAAUUUAGCUAUUG